AGAGAUCCUUCAUUUCCAACCCCGCUUUCUUCUACAAAUACGUUGUAACACAAACACUUUGCAGGCACGCAUAAUAUUACACUAGUAUACGAACGAGCCCAGAUUCCAGAACAACAAUGGCGGAUGAACCUUCUUCUCCGAACCCGGCAGCCUCCAUCGACCUCUACAAAUUCAUCCUCCCAAACCCAGACGGCUCCCUCAACCGCGCCACCCCAUUAUUCCCCAUUGUCCCCCCAACUCUGACUCCACCAGCUGAGUCCUUUCGCACCAAGUCAAACUCCAACACGCCCCAACUCGUCCUCUCCAAGGACAUUCCCUUAAACCCAGAAACCAAAACCUUCCUGAGGCUCUUCAAACCCCACCCACUCCCCCCAAACCCCCACCUCGCUCUCAUCCUCUACUUCCACGGCGGCGGCUUCGUCCUCUUCUCCGCCGCCUCCAAACCCUACCACGACACCUGUUCCGAAAUGGCUCUUUCCCUCCGAGCCAUAAUCGUCUCCGUCGACUACCGUUUAGCUCCUGAACACCCUCUCCCGUCUGCAUUCGAUGACGCCGUCGAAGCCAUCGCCUGGGCCCGCAGCCAGGCCUCCGACGUCGAUGGCCGCGAUCCCUGGCUGAAAGACGCGGUCGACUUCUCCAAGUGCUUUUUAAUGGGCAGCAGCGCCGGGGGAACUAUGGUCUACCAUGCGGGUGUACGCGUCUCCGAUGUCGAUCUCUCGCCGUUGACGAUCCGAGGGCUGAUAUUCAACCAGCCUUAUUUCGGAGGGGUCCAGAGGACUCAAUCUGAGUUGAAGCUGAUCGACGAUCAGGUUCUACCGUUGGUCACCAGUGACAUGAUGUGGGGCCAUGCUUUGCCGAAGGGAGUGGAUCUGGACCACGAGUAUUGUAAUCCGACGGUGAGAGGUGGGGACAGGAGGAUGCGACGGUUGCCCAAGUGCUUGGUUAGAGGGAACGGCGGGGACCCACUUCUGGAUAGGCAGAGGGAGUUUGCGGCAUUGCUGGAGUCACGUGGGGUGCACGUGGUGUCCAAAUUUGACGAGGGUGGUUGUCAUGCUGUGGAGCUCUUUGAUCCCGGCAUGGCCCAAGUUCUGUACGACAUUAUUGGGGAUUUUAUAGAGUGCUGCUGUGAAUAAGAAAAAAACAAAACGAACAUAAUUCAACAUUUAUUGUGUCACUUAAUACUACGGUUUAGUAGUAUUUAUCUCCAUUUGUAAGUGAGAAGUUUUACGUUCAAUUUUCGCCAAAGGUGAAUUUGAACCACAUUAUUGCUAGCCCAUUAUAAGGCUAGGCACACCCCCCCUUAGUGUAGAUAUUUUCGGUUGUUAAAAAAAGAAAAUUCAACAUUCCUUGUAGGGGUGGGUUUGAUUCCGAAUAAUUUGGUUUUUUGCCAAAAUCGAAAAUUGAAUAGAAGUCACGAUUUAAUUCGGUUGUGUUA
This is a messenger RNA of Malus domestica (apple), 1435 nucleotides long. Its product is annotated as probable carboxylesterase 8. The record is from RefSeq and is a predicted model, not a curated record. NCBI's taxonomy places the organism in Eukaryota, Viridiplantae, Streptophyta, Magnoliopsida, Rosales, Rosaceae. Gene Ontology annotation, molecular function: hydrolase activity.